Molecule: messenger RNA, 974 nt
Organism: Camellia sinensis
Lineage: Eukaryota; Viridiplantae; Streptophyta; Magnoliopsida; Ericales; Theaceae
Source: RefSeq, a predicted model, not a curated record
CUCUUGUAUAUAUUUAACCAAUCUUUCUCUCUUACCCUUUAUCUAAAAACACAUUGAAUCACAUACCCAUCUUCUCUUUCUUCUCUCUCCCCUCUCUUUCUCUCUCAUGGGCAAUGCAAUUUCUCCAUGUUGUCAACCGAAUUCGAAUCCAGUAGUGAAGCUAAUAUUUUGGGAAGGAACAACUAGGGUUUUAACCGGAAAACGGCUAGCCGGAGAGAUCAUGUUUGAGUUCCCGGACCGUAUGGUUUGCCACGCAGACUCAUUCUUCAUCGGUCACCCAAUCCCUUCGCUUGGCAUCGAUGAUGAACUCAUGACCGGUCAAACCUACUUUGUUCUACCCCUUGAUUGCUUUGCAUGCAACGUGCUCUCGGCUUCUUCUCUCGCUGCAUUAGGGUCUAGCCCUAGACGUGCACCGGUGAAUUUCAAAGACAGCCCUUUCGAGCACAUAAAGGGAUCAAAUGGGAGAGUUUUGAUCAGAGUCAUGCCUGAAUUCAUAGUAAAGCUCAUUACAAGAGGUAAGGAAUUAUGUCCAGAGUCCGGUAGCGGUAGCCCUAGCCAUAGUUUUCUUUGUAGUACGCCGGAGUUGAAGAAGCACUAUGAUCAGCUUGUUGGGUCUAAAGAUAUGGUAUGGUCACCCAAGCUUGAGACUAUUUCCGAAAACAAGAUUAGGUUUUCACCAUGUAGAUUUAUAGGGUUGGAAUGGAAACAAAAAAAGAGUCAAAGGUAGUUGUUGCAUUCUUUGUUUUGAUGAAGAAUGUUUUUGUUUUCUUCUCUCAUGGUGAAAUUUAAAUAGAUGAUGAUGAUGAUGAAAUACAGAUGCCUAUCUAGUAUUUGAUCUUUUCAAGUGUUUUUUGACACUAGGUUUAUAAAUUUGUACAAAAAAAAUCCUAUUCGAAGCAUUAUUGAAAGAGUUGUUGGUCAAAAUGUUGGUUAGUGUAUGAAAUUAAGAACCAUUUGGAUGGAUUUAUGUUUUA